Molecule: messenger RNA, 1810 nt
Organism: Betta splendens (Siamese fighting fish)
Lineage: Eukaryota; Metazoa; Chordata; Actinopteri; Anabantiformes; Osphronemidae
Exons: 4
Coding region: 281-1735 (484 amino acids)
Source: RefSeq, a predicted model, not a curated record
UCUGCAUCUGUGGGAACGUCAUGUUUAGUCUGUUUUCUUCACUCUAUCACGUGGAAGUGUGUUUGUCUCUGGGCCACUAGAUGGCAUCGAAUCCUUAGUGUUGCACUGAGCGUCACCAGCAGAAAAGAGCAAAAACCGGUGACCAACGUUAUGAAAAACAGCUGGUGGACGUCAAUGUCAAUCAGGCUGUCAGUAAACGAGGCCUCUGAUUGGUUGUUAAAACCUAGACCUGGUCAGUAGCAGAGGGAGUUCUCAUUCCACUGAAGGGAAACUGCAGACCAUGGGCUUUACUUCAUGUGAGAUGUUGCUAUGGCUGCUCUUUGUUGGAUUUCUUCAAGCAAGUGUUGCAUCUUCCUUUCGUGGCUUUUGGGACGGAUUUGAUGCAAGUAAUCUUCAGCAUGUUUCAGGCGACCAGUCUCAGCCUCACGUGGCGUUUUACCCUCCCAGGUCCAACUCUUGGCCUUGGCCCCAGGUCCAAGGCUCCCAACGCUCUCCCCAGGCGACCUCUGGGCAUUUCCAUCCGCAGGCGCCUUGCUUUCAGUCCAAACCCCAGCGGCCUAACUACUGGCCCUUCCCCGUUCCCCAGGAGCCCGUCCCCGUGUUCCAGUCCAGUGAGCCUGGUGACCUUCCCCAGGUUCCUGGCUACUCACCCAGCAACCAGCCCACGCCUGCUCCUCAACCCCAGCAGCCCGACCAACAGCCCCAAGCUGCUGGUGUUCAGGCUCUGCCACCCAACAACGCCCCCCCCCGCAGACUGCCCGAAAGCUGGUACCAGAAACGCCCCCAGUAUCUGGCAUCACGCUUCCCAUCGAAGCCUCUGCCUCCUCCCAGGCCCCAGGGGCCCAAUCCUCUGCCACAGCGGCCAAGCACAGUGCUUCAUCCCUGGUCCCAGCAGCAGCCUGGUAACUGGCCCCAGCCGGCCCCUACCACCCUGCCCCCCACCCUGCCCCCCACGCGGCCCUCAAACCCGGCCCAAGCUCUGCGUCCUCUGCCUCAGUCACACAGCAAACUGUUCCAUCCGUGGCACCAGCAAAGGCAUCAGUUACUCAAUAACCCGUUCAAGCCGCAGCCCCCUGCCCCCCAGCAACCAACCCCCCAGCCACCGUCUGCCCCAACCCCCCAGUCGACCCCUGCCACUCAGGAACCUGGCCCGUCCAACAACCUUCCUCAGGCCCAGCCACCAGAUAACCUGCCCCAUCCGUGGUACCAGUCUCCCAUUUACCUCCUAAAUCCUCAUCACUAUCCCUGGUUUCUUCCUCAUCCUGCCCCAUCUACCCCCCAGUCUUCACCUGCCCCUCCCAGCAACCCGCCCCAGGCACCUCUGCCACCCUCUACCACCCAGCAACCCGCCUCGUCCACCCAACUGCCCCAGGAAUCUGGGCCUGUAGCUCAGCUGCCAUCUGACACUCCGCAGCCUUCCCCACCCAGCAACUUGCUCCACGUUCCUGACCAGCCGCUUCCUCCAUGGUACCAGCAUCAGUCCCCCAGUCUGGUCCAGCCUCACUGGCCCCUGAUACCCGGCUACCUGCCUGAGCCGGUCAGCUACCAGCCCCAGUAUUGGCCUUAUGGUCCCAGCAACCUGCCCCCUGCCUGGUCCUGGUUUCCCAUGUACCCGCCCUGGACCAGUUUUACACAAAGCUGCAAACCUCCUCUGCUCUGCUAUGAGCUCAGCAGUGACAGUGCUUUUUAUCCAUACUUGCUUCCAGACAGGGAAACUGGCAGCGUUGAGCCGUGAUCAGGGACAUCAGGACUGUGCAAGACCUCAACUGAUCAGCUGGACUGACGUUGAAAAUAAAGUGUUUUCCCUCGA